ACCUCUCUGUCUGACACUCUCUACACAUGCGAUUUUUUAGUCCUAUUUCAAAACCCUAAACACCUCUCUCAAUCUCUCUCUCUUUGAGCCAUGGCGGGUGGGAAGAUCCAAAAGCCGAGAAAAUCCCACCCUCCAUCAUCAGCAGGAUCUGCGGCUGGGAAUCACUACCAAGGUGGGGUCCCUUUCCACAAAUCCAAGGGCCAACACAUCUUGAAGAAUCCGAUGCUCGUUGAUACCAUCGUCCAGAAAUCCGGCAUCAAGACCACCGACGUCGUGCUCGAGAUCGGGCCUGGUACUGGAAAUCUCACCAAGAAGCUUCUAGAAGCUGCCAAGACUGUCAUCGCCAUCGAAUUGGAUCCUCGCAUGGUUCUUGAACUUCAGCGUCGAUUCCAAGGAACCCCUUUCUCCAACAAACUCAAGGUUAUCCAAGGAGAUGUGCUCAAAUGCGACCUUCCCUAUUUUGAUAUCUGCGUGGCCAACAUUCCUUACCAAAUCUCUUCUCCUCUAACCUUCAAGUUGCUGUCGCACCGUCCAGUCUUCAGGUGUGCGGUCAUCAUGUUCCAAAGAGAAUUUGCCAUGAGACUCGUCGCGAAGCCCGGCGACAACCUCUAUUGUCGCUUAUCAGUGAACACCCAACUCCUAGCCCGUGUUUUCCAUCUCCUCAAAGUGGGAAGAAACAAUUUCCGGCCCCCACCAAAGGUAGACUCCUCUGUUGUCCGAAUCGAGCCGAGGAGGCCACUCCCUCCCGUGAGCUUCAAGGAAUGGGACGGGUUGAUCCGUCUCUGCUUCAAUCGAAAGAACAAAACUCUAGGCUCCAUCUUCAGGCAGAAAACUGUCCUUUCCUUACUUGAAAAGAACUACAAGACUCUGCAAGCUCUACAGCUCUCACAAAAGGGGUCAUCAGAGGAUUCGGAGAUGACUGAAGAAGUGGCUGUUUUGGGGGAUACCAGUGGGGACCCGAGUAUGGAGAUCGAUGGUGGGAGAGAGGAUGAGGAGAUGGAGGUAGAGGAUGGUGAUGGUGGGGAAGGCGGAGAGGGUUCUGCUGAUUUCAAAGAGAAGGUAUUGGCAGUGUUGAGGCAGGGAGAUUUCGAGGAGAAGAGGUCUUCAAAGCUCACACAAGUGGAUUUCUUGUAUCUGCUAUCUUUGUUUAACAAGGCCGGUAUACACUUCUCUUCAUGUUCUAGCUAAUGGAGUUCUCAAAUAUCUUAUUCUUCUCAGAAGAAUUACAAUUUUGUUUUUGUUGUUUGGCUUUCAACAUUGGAAUCGGUUGUCAGUGAUCCAAAAAUUUAGUGUGUAGAACUGUUUUGAAUCCAUUUAAGGUGAGCAGAAGGUUCUUAUUAUUUCA
This is a messenger RNA of Magnolia sinica, 1345 nucleotides long. RefSeq names its product ribosomal RNA small subunit methyltransferase. Bases 91 to 1188 code for a protein of 365 amino acids. Gene Ontology annotation, molecular function: rRNA (adenine-N6,N6-)-dimethyltransferase activity. Gene Ontology annotation, biological process: rRNA methylation. The transcript is spliced from 2 exons. The record is from RefSeq and is a predicted model, not a curated record. NCBI's taxonomy places the organism in Eukaryota, Viridiplantae, Streptophyta, Magnoliopsida, Magnoliales, Magnoliaceae. Gene Ontology annotation, cellular component: mitochondrial matrix.